This is a messenger RNA of Ostrea edulis (European flat oyster), 4287 nucleotides long. Its product is annotated as protein lin-41-like. The transcript is spliced from 2 exons. Gene Ontology annotation, biological process: protein polyubiquitination; proteasome-mediated ubiquitin-dependent protein catabolic process. The coding region runs from base 281 to 1939 and encodes 552 amino acids. Lineage: Eukaryota; Metazoa; Mollusca; Bivalvia; Ostreida; Ostreidae. The record is from RefSeq and is a predicted model, not a curated record. Gene Ontology annotation, molecular function: zinc ion binding; protein binding; ubiquitin protein ligase activity.
GGGUUCAGGCAAAACCAGUUUUAUUUUAAGUGUGAAACAGAGGUGAGGUUUAUGUGAACUCAGCUCAAAUAGGAUUUAAACCCGGUUUACCUGAAGGAGGAUUACUCCAUAAAUCUUGCUUACCUAAGACACAGGUGUGAAUAUGGGCAUAAGAGUAGUAAAUAGUGUAUACCGGCUUACACAUCGCACGGGUAUUUAAACAUAGGACUAGACUGAAGGUCAAAAUAACACGGACGCCAUGUUUUUACAGUGAACUUCUCGUGUGACCCCGACACCAGAAAUGGACCCGUUGCGCAGAGGCCAGGACGUCUCACUGUGUGACCUGUGUAAAACUGCCCACCUACAGAGUCACUGUGAACGUUGUAAUAUAAACCUAUGCCAGACCUGUGUUGGGGAGCACAUUUCGGAUUCAUCUAUAAGACACAAAGUCGUAUCCUAUGAACACGAAAAGUCUCCUAACUGCUCAAAAUGUCCGACACACGCCAAUGAACACUGUAAACAUUAUUGUGAGAAAUGUAACAUUCCUGUCUGUUCUAUCUGUGUUUCCUCUCUUAAACACCACGGUCACAAGUUAACAGAUGUUCUGGAAAAAUUCAGCUCUAUGACGCAAAGUUUACUAAAAGAUUUGGAAGAACUCGAGGCCAGAAUUUAUCCCCGAUAUGAGGAAAUGGCGUCUGACGUUCAAACUGAGGAAGUAACAUUAGAAACAAAAUACGGGAAACUGACCAAAGCAGCUGACCAACAAGGAGAAACCUUACACCGGGAGAUCACCGCCAUUGUCAACCACCAGAAAUCUGACAUUCAGGAGAUGAAAAACAAACACCUAUCUACCCUGAAUAAAAAUACAGAUGAAAUCACACAGAAAAUGGCGGAACUCAAACAGAUCAUGUCUGACUUGAAAUCAAUCCUAGAAUCAAAUGACGUCUCCUUAACCUCUACUUACAAAUCUAGGAAUUCUGAAUUUAGAACAUUACCGCCUAAAUUCCGAUUUACAGUACCAAGUUUUUUUCCUCAGAAAAUAAACAAAAAUCAGCUCAAUGAAAUGUUUGGAUCUCUGUCGCUAUUAUCCAUUAAAACAGAACAUGGCGACACAAUGAAGUCAGCAGAAGCUGUAUCGUCUCCUCCAGUCAAACCACUGCUUGAUGAGCCGCGCCUCACCGCAACCAUAGACACUGGGUAUAACAAUGUAUUCAGUGUUAGCUGUCUAAGUGAAGAUCAAGUCUGGACAGGCGGGUAUAACGAAACCAUGAAGCUCCUUAACCUCCAGAGUGAACUACUGACAUCAAUACAAACCAAGUCCGGGAACUUACCAACAGACAUAGCAGUGACACGGGACGGAAAUCUUGUUUAUACUGACUAUAUAAAUAAAACUGGGAACUUAGUAAAGAAUAAACAGAUACAGACCGUGAUCACACAACAGGGGUGGAGACCUCUCAAUGUCUGCAGUACCGCGUCUGAUGAUCUGCUGGUUACCAUGGUCAGUGAUGAUGAAACACAAUCCAAAGUUGUGCGUUACUCUGGCUCCACAGAGACACAAAGCAUUCAGUUUGAUGAUCAGGGUCGUCCUCUCUAUUCAUCUAAUUAUAAAGAUAAAUACAUCAGUGAGAACAGGAACUUGGAUAUCUGUGUGGCUGACCGGUCAGCUAGAGCAGUAGUUGUGGUCAAUCAGUCAGGAAAGCUCCGAUUUAGAUACACUGGUCAUCCCUCUAAUACCAAGCAAUCAUUUGAUCCAGCUGGCAUCACUACAGACAGCCAGAGUCACAUCCUGACAACAGACUAUAAUAAUCACCGUAUCCACAUCCUAGACCAGAACGGACAGUUCCUCCGUUACAUUCACUGUGAUUUAGAACGUCCAUUCGGUUUAUGUGUGGACAUCAGAGACAACCUCUUUGUGGCUGAGUGUGGCACUGCUAAAGUGAAGAAAAUUCAAUAUCUAUAAACACAGUGUUAAUUAUACAUCUCUACACGGUGUUAAUUACCCAUCUAAAAACCCUGGUAAUUAACAUAGAAAAACAUAGGGACACAAUGAAGUCACCAGAAGUGAAUCGUCUCCUCUAGUCAAACCACUGCUUCAUGAACAGCGACAUUGGGCAUAAAUACCAACUAUUCAGUGUUAGCUGUCUCAGUGACGAAGAAGUCAGUGAGAACAGGAAUCUGGAUACCUGUGUGGCUGAAUAUAAAUUUCGUGCAAUAGUGGUGGUCAAUCAGUCAGGAAAACUCCGAUUUAGAUACACUGGUCAUCCCUCUAAUACCAAGCAACCAUUUGAUCCACGCGGCAUCACUACAGACAGCCAGAGUAACAUCCUGACAAUAGACCGUUACAAUGACCGUAUCCACAUCCAAGAUCAGGACGGACAGUUCCUCUGUUACAUUCAGAACUGUAAUUUACGCGCUCCAUAUGGUUUAUGUGUGGACAUCAGAGACAACCUCUUUGUGGCUAAGCUUGUCACUGCUAAAGUGAAGAAAAUCCAAUAUAUAUAAACAGUGUUAAUUACACAGCUCUACAGUGUUAAUUACACAUCUCACAACAGUACCAAUUGCAUAUCUAAACACAUUGUUAACUACAUAUUUCAACAUAAUGUUAAUUACACAUAUAUAGAGUCUUAGUUACAGCUGAGUGUUAAUUACAUUUGCUUGUUAAUUACAAACCUGUGUUAAUUACAGCCCUGUGUUAAUUACAGACCUGUGUUAAUUACAGCCCUGUGUUAAUUACAGACCUGUGUUAACUACAGACCUGUGUCUGUGAUGUGUAAUUAACAUGUACUUGUGUUUGUGAGUUUACCUGGUAGAACACUGGACUUUUGCGAGAAGGGCUGACUUUUACAUUCAACGGCUGACUUUGACACGAGCAUAAUAUACGGAAACCUUUUCGUGACAUAUCUGUAUGCAUAGAUAAAUGAUGAACUGCUGCAAUGUACAGAAAUGUGUAAGUUGUCCAAACAUUUUAGAGUUGUUCCGGUUCAUUUCCAUACUUGUACUGUUUCUAAAACAGUAAAGUCUAUGUGACUUAAUAUCCCCAUACAUGUUUUUAUGUCACCUAACUUAAUUAAUGCAAUUGGUUAACAUCCGUCGUCGUGCGCCGUGCGUGAACACUUGACCAUUCUUAUCUUCUUCCUGAUAACUGCCAUUUAGUUUUUUCAUAUUUGGUAUGAAGCAUCUUUGGGACAAGGGGGUAUAAAGUAUAAAUUUCAGGACUCCUGCACACCCGGGUCCAUAAGGAUGGAGCAAACAUUGACCAAUCUUAAAAAAUCUCCCUUAUGACCUUACAUCUGUAAGAAAAACUGAAUACAUAGAUCUGGUCAUGUAGAACUGAAAGUCCUCUACCGAAAUUGUACAUUAGCGGGUGUGACCAGUCGACAGGGGAUGCUUACUCCUCCUAGGCACAUGGUCCCACCCCUGGUGUAUCCAGGGGUCCAGGUUUACCCAACUAUCUAUUUUGAAUAGCUUAUAGGAGUUAUGAAAUUAAUCACUGUUCGUUACCUUCACCUUUCAUCCAUGGUAGCCGUUCUGAUUCCAGGACGGGGCCAAACUUGGUAUUUAGUGUUUAUGUAUAAACAUAGAUCUUCUUCAAUGAUAUGCCGUUUGCCUCUAUAUUUUAGAUGAAACAGUUCCAGUUCCAUCCCCGCCAAGUUCUGUUUUAAUAUGUCAGUAUUGAAAAAAAUCAUCGGGGACGGGGACCAGACUUAUAGCUUUCAAAACGUACUAGGAUUACUUUUCAAAAUUUACGUCCAGUAUUCGUGUUUAUUAUCUAUGUACUUCACAUUGAAUAGAAUGAAUAGAUAUAAAAAAAAUCAACGGGGUUCGAAUUGACUGCUACGUAACAUGGCUAUAUCUACAAACGUAAUCAAUUAAAGAUGUGAGUUUUCGGUUCACAUGGGGCUUUAAUAAAUGUUUGGACAGAAAUAUACUGGGAAAAUAUGUUAGGAAUUUUUUGAUAUCAUGAUGCAAGAAUACAGCGACCUGCGCCGUGAAUCAAAGCUUUUUAUAAUGGGUGGAUCUGUAGCUCUCUGGUAUGACCAAAUAUUUUCCCAGAGAGCUACAGAUCUCCAUUAGUGCAGAUGGACAUGUAAUUCCGAAUUGUCGGUAUGCUUAGCAUGCACUGUGUUGUGUUGUAUAUGUAUGUGCUUGAUUGAAUAAAGUUGUAUAACAACUUCAUACUUUUUAUGAUAAAAUAAAACGCAAAACUCCUGCAUAAUAAACUUACAUUCGAUUUUUCAUGAUGUAAUGACAUUUUGUAAAGUUUAAAGAUGAAUCAAUGUAUAUGUGUGAGUUAACAUUUUACACCUA